AUGGCAAAUCGAUGGGAGCAACAGGGAACAUGCGAUAUCUCGGCACUCGGGAAACCCUUAGAAUUUCCCUUUUCGAAACGGAUUGCGAAGAAUCGCUUCCUGAAAAGCGCUAUGGCUGAGUCCUUGGCGUCCUGGAGUGCUGAAGAGCCAGAAAAUGUUGGUAUCGCCACUGAACAAUACGUCAAUGUUUACAAACGGUUCGGAGAAGGUGAUUGGGGUGUCAUAGUCACAGGCCAAAUCGAUAUCGAUGCUCGACUGUAUAACCGAGGCAAUAUUGUCAUUAGCAAGGAGCAUCAGCCAAUUCCAGGAGACUUACGCUUCGAACGUCUUAGACAAGUCGCCGCAGCUGCAACUGCUCAUGGCUGUUUGAUCCUUGGACAAAUAGUUCAUGUCGGUAGGCAGAUUGAUGCAAGAGUAUCAGGAGAGACAAUCUCAGCAUCUCCCAUCCAGUUAGAGCCCAGGAUGGGUAUGAGUUUCGCCAAACCUCGCGAGGCUACAAAGGCCGAUCUGUCAGACUUGAUCCAAAGAUUUGCUCAUGCAGCCUGGUACCUUGAACAAGCUGGCUUCUCUGGUAUUCAACUGCACGCAGCUCACGGCUUUUUACUAUCGUCAUUUCUAUCCCCAUCCAUGAACCAUCGCACUGACGAAUACGGAGGCGAUCUAACUAAUCGUUCGCGCUUGAUUUUGGAGGUUACAAGAGCUAUCAAAGCCAAAGUAUCGCCCAACUUCAUCCUAGGAAUCAAGGUCAACAGUGCUGAGUUCCAGGAGAACGGUUUCACUGCAGAUGAUGCACUAAUUCUUUGCAAAGCACUAAGUGAUGAGCAAUUUGACUUGAUCGAAUUGACAGGAGGAACCUUUGAAGUGCUCCACUUCGAGAAGAAAGCUCUAAGCACCACUACUAGGGAGGGCUUCUUUCUUGAAUUCGCAAAGUCAAUUACACCUCUACUCAAGAAGACAAGGUCCUAUACGUCAGGAGGCUUUCGCACCGCCUCUGGCAUGGUGACUGCGAUCGGUACGGUUGACGGAGUAGGCUUGGCACGUGCUGCAGCACAGGAGCCAUCUUUACCAAAAGACAUUCUUUGCGGGGCCAUUACGGGUACUAUUAGACCUAUACCGCCUUUCUUAGAGGUGCACCAUAUGUCGCUUGCCCUAGCGGGUAGUCAGAUUCGUGAAAUUGGCAUGAAACGAGAUCCUCCCGAUAGCAGCGAUAGCGAAAGAAUUCAAGAGGCGCUGAGGCAAUUACAAACUUGGACUCAAACCGACGUUGGGAACAGGCCUGGUAUUGGUUGGCUUAAGCUUGAUUUGUAG
Molecule: messenger RNA, 1308 nt
Organism: Fusarium subglutinans
Lineage: Eukaryota; Fungi; Ascomycota; Sordariomycetes; Hypocreales; Nectriaceae
Product: NADH oxidase
Exons: 3
Coding region: 1-1308 (435 amino acids)
Molecular function (GO): oxidoreductase activity; FMN binding
Source: RefSeq, a predicted model, not a curated record